This is a messenger RNA of Entamoeba invadens IP1, 402 nucleotides long. RefSeq lists its product as hypothetical. The record is from RefSeq and is a predicted model, not a curated record. NCBI's taxonomy places the organism in Eukaryota, Evosea, Mastigamoebida, Endamoebidae. The transcript has a single exon. The coding region runs from base 1 to 402 and encodes 133 amino acids.
AUGCAACUUUCCUAUAUUGAAGUUGUUCUUCCUGUUUCUGCUACUGCUGCAGACUUAGUCUUAGCUGUCUCAGCCGAAAUGCGGAGGAAUGGAAUGACUCUUAACGAAGCAAAAUUACAAGAAGCAAACAAUUUGACAGUGAAACAAAUAGUCGAAGAAGGUCGACUUAUCUGUUUGAUGGAAUCAGUAAAAGUACCCACAGCUGAAGUGGCGAGUCCAAAGAGAGAGUUGGGGAGUUGUCAUUGUUGCAAAACACGAAAAGAAGUGAUCUUUCAAUGUACUACUUCGAAGUUUCAUAGACUCUGUGGUCGGUGUUCUAAGAAAUUUGCUGGUGUUGUUGGAUGUCCUAUAUGCAACGGAGAGUGCACUUGCGCUCAUUGUAAACGAACUCACACUCUUUAA